AUGAGCUUCAACGACUUGGAAAGGGGUCAAAGUCAACCUCUACUAAGGGGUAAUGCACCUGACCAAGAUGCUACUUUUACCGCUCUUAAGGACUCAGUAUCAAUUCAGAUAUUCAAGAUCCAAAGUAAUGUUCAAGGUAUACAGAAAUUGGUAGAUAAGUUGGGUGGGAAUGGGGAUGGACCAGCUUUACGGACGAGUCUACACAACUUGACAGAAGCUACUCGAGAGAUGGUCAAGAAAUCUACCGACGACGUAAAGAAAUUAGCAGCAUAUCCAGCAGGAGGGGAAUUUUCAAAUCGUAAACCAAUCCAAACCAAAUUAUCCAAAGAAUUCGGUAAUGCCAUAACGUCUUUCCAGAGGGUAUCACGUCAAUCGGCAGAAAGACAAAGGAGUUUUGUUGAAAGUCAAAAAAGGAGAGUAGACAAGUUGGUAGAAGAGUCUGAAGAAGCUCAUGAAGAACCUAGAUCUUCGGUCGAGCUGGAACAGGUCCAAGCUCAACAGCAGGUCCAACAGGUAUCACCUCAAGAACUUGAUUUCCAAGAAACCCUCAUUGCUGAACGAGAAGCUGAAAUAAGGGAGAUUGAAAGUGGUAUACAUGAAUUGAAUGAUAUUUUCAGAGAUUUAGGUACGAUGGUCGUCGAGCAAGGUGGAUUGAUAGAUAACAUUGAAUCAAAUGUCACUUCCGUUGCGCGCGAUACUUCCUCUGCUGCUGAAGAGUUGACGACGGCACAUGAAUAUCAACGUAAAGCAGGUAGAAGGAUGGCUUGUCUGUUGGUCAUACUGGUUAUUGUAGUUGCAGUUGUUCUCCUCGCUAUUUUAUCCUAA
Messenger RNA from Kwoniella botswanensis, 825 nucleotides. RefSeq lists its product as uncharacterized. Gene Ontology annotation, cellular component: SNARE complex; endomembrane system; membrane. The coding region runs from base 1 to 825 and encodes 274 amino acids. Gene Ontology annotation, biological process: vesicle fusion; intracellular protein transport; Golgi to vacuole transport. The transcript has 8 exons. Lineage: Eukaryota; Fungi; Basidiomycota; Tremellomycetes; Tremellales; Cryptococcaceae. Gene Ontology annotation, molecular function: SNAP receptor activity; SNARE binding. The record is from RefSeq and is a predicted model, not a curated record.